Poecilia latipinna (sailfin molly) is the source of this 1328-nucleotide messenger RNA. It is a transcript of the gene rpp40, whose product is annotated as ribonuclease P/MRP 40 subunit. Gene Ontology annotation, cellular component: multimeric ribonuclease P complex; ribonuclease MRP complex. The transcript is spliced from 8 exons. Gene Ontology annotation, molecular function: ribonuclease P activity; ribonuclease MRP activity. NCBI's taxonomy places the organism in Eukaryota, Metazoa, Chordata, Actinopteri, Cyprinodontiformes, Poeciliidae. Gene Ontology annotation, biological process: tRNA 5'-leader removal; endonucleolytic cleavage in ITS1 to separate SSU-rRNA from 5.8S rRNA and LSU-rRNA from tricistronic rRNA transcript (SSU-rRNA, 5.8S rRNA, LSU-rRNA). The coding region runs from base 1 to 1047 and encodes 348 amino acids. The record is from RefSeq and is a predicted model, not a curated record.
AUGUGCGCGGACCUGAGCCGAACCCAGCGAAACCUGCUGGUCUGUGAGCGGUCCAGUUUCCUGGACGAAAAGAACCGCGUGAGUUCCCAGAUGGAGCAGCUGCGCUUCAACUACAAGGUAUCCGUGCUGCUACCUGAGUAUGACUCCGCCUCCUCUCACCUGGAGUCCAUCCUGAACAGCUUCAGCAGCUUCUACCUGAUCAAGCAGCUGCCAUUAUAUGAGCUGCUGGACAAAGACUUCCUGCAGAGUGCCGUGUACCAAGGCAGCGUGUACGGUCUGUCCUUCAGAACUCGAAUCGACGAGGACAACUGCGUCGCUCUGAUGCCAAACGGUCACCUGGUGUUUUCUUUGGAUAAGGACGCCUUCGAGACGCUGGGCCUUGAGGGCCGACCUUCCAGAUCCAACAGAACCAGCAGCAGAUACGAGGUCACGGUGGACCUGAGGGAUGGCAGCAUGGCCCCUGGUGGGCGGGGCUACCUGAGGCUCCGCCGAGCUCUGAUGUCACACCUGAAGCUGCAGAUGGACUUCCUGAUCUCGCAUCAUCCGGGGGGCGGGGCCUCGCUGCGGCCCCUCCUAUCUCGCUGCGAUUGGUUGGAACGCAGACCGGAGGUCAGCCGGCACGGCCUGAGCCGCCUGGUCCGCCCUGCCCUGCGGUCGUGUGACCCCCACGACCUCUUGGAGUGGAUCGGCGCCGUGGACGCCGCUGUCAGCCUUGAGAAUUCAUCCAAUGACUUCCUGUCUACGCUCACUUGUCUGGAACCGGAGGCGACUGUCAGCCGGGCGAUGAGCAUGUCGGCCUGUGGCCUGUUGCUGCCACAGGACCUGCAGCACCUAGUGGAGGAGCUGAGGUGUUACCUGCAGCAGGCCCAGACGGACUCCUGGGCUUCUGUGACAGUUCAUGGCUUCACCGACAGUCCGGUGUCCUGGGGCGACGGCGGACGCGACAUCCUGACCGGAGGUCACGACCUCUACAACUUGCUGAUGUUCCCCGACCACACAUACCGCCUACACCUGGCCGCUGGGGCACAGAAGACCUGCCCGCCCUGAUGGACUUCCCUGCCCGCCCUGAUGGACUUCCCUGCCCGCCCUGAUGGACUUCCCUGCCUCCUCCAACGUCUACCAGGGCUUCAGAUGGGGCAGGUCCCUAACCUCCCAGAUUCUGAUGGGUUGGUUCUGAUCUGUACUGGAACCAACUGGUUCAGGAUCUGAGGUUGGCCACGAUUUACUGGGAAAAGAACAGUGGACUCGUGUUCUGAACUGUUGGGUUCCCUUAGGACAUCAGUGUUUGUGUCAUCUGCAGCUCUUUAAAUAAAUGUAUCUAAGUUCUG